UGUUUUUUAGUGGAAAGAAAUAACCCAAAAGGAUAACAAGGUAGCUAAGCUUCGUCUUCCUAGCACACAAAUUUUAUAUGUGAAGGACGAAAUGACCCUUUCCAGAAACAACCCUUCUCUGCUCUAAGCCUCUAAUUAAGACCACUUUCGCAAUUGCUUGAGAAUUGAAAGAACAGAAUAGAAGAAAAAUGGCUGCCCCUGCCUUGCAAGUGCAUUUCGCCUCUCUAUCCUUCAAACUCAGAGAAACCUCUGUAGCUCAAUCAUCGAAUUACCAAAAACCUAUAUCGUUUCCCUCCUUGAAGAAAUCCAUUUCACUUUCUCGCGCCAUAAAUCCGUCGGAAUCGGCACCCUCGACGUCUGCACUUGAAAAGCCUGAAAUCGAGCUCGAAUUCAUAGGACCAAAACCAGGGUCGGAUGGAUCGUAUCCAGUAGAGAGGGCUUCGGCGAUCAGUGGAGAGAAGUUGCUGAGGAAUAUCAUGCUGGAUAACAAGAUAGAGCUCUACGCUACCUAUGGGAAAGUGAUGAACUGUGGAGGUGGUGGAAGCUGUGGAACCUGCAUUGUAGAGGUUAUUGACGGCGAGGAUUUGUUGAACGAAAGAACAAACACUGAACUCCGUUACUUAAAGAAGAAACCCCAGUCUUGGAGACUUGCUUGUCAAACUAUUGUUGGGAACAAGGAGAAUUCUGGAAAGGUUGUCAUCCAGAGAUUGCCCCAGUGGAAGAAAUGAUCGUAAACAAAGAGAUUGGUCAUGAAAGAAAAAGAUGCACAACAAAUGAGUGGAGCAUAGAAUGAGUCCAAGAGAGAAUCCAGCCAAUGGUUUUCAAAAUUUUAAGCUUAGUAGCUCCAUUAGAAAGAUGAUCAGAUACAUGCACAUUCUGUAUAUUAUAGAUAUUAUACGAUUAAAAUUAAAAUGCCCAUGAUUUAAAACCAGGGCAUCUACUCAUAAAGAGGUCUGGGUUGCCUCAA
Molecule: messenger RNA, 967 nt
Organism: Macadamia integrifolia
Lineage: Eukaryota; Viridiplantae; Streptophyta; Magnoliopsida; Proteales; Proteaceae
Product: photosynthetic NDH subunit of subcomplex B 3, chloroplastic
Exons: 6
Coding region: 189-728 (179 amino acids)
Biological process (GO): P450-containing electron transport chain
Cellular component (GO): mitochondrion
Molecular function (GO): 2 iron, 2 sulfur cluster binding
Source: RefSeq, a predicted model, not a curated record